This is a messenger RNA of Uloborus diversus, 542 nucleotides long. Its product is annotated as UV excision repair protein RAD23 homolog B-like. NCBI's taxonomy places the organism in Eukaryota, Metazoa, Arthropoda, Arachnida, Araneae, Uloboridae. Gene Ontology annotation, biological process: proteasome-mediated ubiquitin-dependent protein catabolic process. The transcript has 4 exons. The record is from RefSeq and is a predicted model, not a curated record. Bases 177 to 542 code for a protein of 121 amino acids. Gene Ontology annotation, molecular function: ubiquitin binding; proteasome binding; polyubiquitin modification-dependent protein binding. Gene Ontology annotation, cellular component: cytosol; nucleoplasm.
CUGUAUUUUGAGGCUCCUCGCUGGCUGAAGAUCUCUGUCUCUCGCUCCGACGGGAGGCAUAGUGCAGCGACAGCUCUCGCUGCUCCAACGAAACAGAUUUUUGUUCGUGAUCUGAUUUUAUUUUGAUGAGGCUAAUUAAUUUCUAUUUGUGACUUUUUAAAUCUACAAACCGUACCAUGCUUGUCACAAUCAAGAAUCUGCAUGAAGAAUCCUUCACUAUUGAAACUGAGCCCUGGGAAAUCGUGGGAAAUUUGAAGGAGCAAAUUGAAAGAAUAAAAGGUCCAGCUUAUGCAGCUAAAGACAUAAAACUUUUAUACGCAGGAAAAUUUUUGCGUGAUAAUCGCAGACUGUGUGACUAUAGCAUAGAUGAAAAAACGUUCAUCAUCAUUCUUCUGAAGACGCCUAAAAAUGAGCCAGUUGAAGAAGAGAUGGAAAUUCCUACAACUCCAGCUAGUCCUCGUCUAUCUCCAGAAAGAGUUGUUGGUGCAAGUGAUAAUACAAUAGAUAGGUGUGUAGCAGUCUUUCAUGUUUAUUUUGGUUAA